AUGGAUCGGCUGAAAUGGCUAUAUCAAUUUGUAAAGCAUAAAAUCGACAAUAACGAGCGUUGUGAUCCAAAUAUUUAUAUCGUUUUGAGUGGAGGAUUUACGGGAAAUUGUCAAACCGGAGACCUUCUCGUCGUUAUAAUCAACAAAAUUCGAGAAUCUGCUUAUUUGACUAAAAGAGUCGAUUAUCCGAAUUUAGUACUCGUUCAGUAUGCGGAAAGUGUUCCCAGUUCUUCCAAUCAAAUCGUAUUCUGGACAAAUCCUGCUUACAGUGAAUAUGCUGAAAGUCAAUGGAAAGAUUUAAUAAAUUUGUUCGACGGUCCAUCUGUCUUAAAUCCAUUUCUUCAAUGCGACGGAUUUUUAACAAAUCAGUAUGGCCCAGAACGAAUGAGAGUGGAUUUCAAUCCUACUGGACAUGAAUCGAAGCACCGCCUAUUCUACGACAGCAUUGAACAAGUUCAUUAUAAUCACUUUUCGACGUUUCAAAAUCUUAUUCUGUUAUUAUUCCAAGCCCAACAUUGUGACGAAUGCCUUUUGAUUAUUCUGAAUUCUCUGAGAACUUCUAAAGAAAUUGAUAAUUUCGUGUGGAAAGUGGGAAGAGGAGUGUGGAGUCCGAAGGAGAAGAGAGAUAUGGAUAGGUGUAUUGCAUGGGUUGACGAUAAUUAUGAAUUGUAUUGGCCAAGGUGUUGGAGAUAUAACCUGCAGGAAGAAGUGCAGCCACAAACCAGCCACAUGACCCAGAAUGAUAUUCGAUUAGGACAAGUGCUGCUCCCAUCGCCACCUCCUCCAACAGAAUCGCCUCCAUACUACAAUGACAGAAGGGAUUUUGUUGGAAAUGCUCAAUAUCAUCCACAAGCAUCCGUUCCUUCCCACACCGACCCCAGAAUUUCCUAUAAUAAAACUCAGCCAAAACCCUUACCAUCCCCGCAAAGACCGGCUCCAACCAAGGGAUUCCAUCCUGAAAAAGUUUCAACCCUUGCUCCACCGGUACUCCUUCAAUCAGCACCGGAACCGUCCCUCAAACGUCUAACAGAUGUUAUUCAAAUUGUAGUAGACCAAGCGAAGUCAUCACCAACGACUUCAUUCUUCAACGCCACGAAACCCAUAAUUAAAAAUAAUACUCCAAAAACUCCAUGUAGUCAGACAUCGUCUACGUCAACUACAAAUACUAAAUUUGCUUCGAAUUCCCAAAAAAAUGAGAGAAAAAGCUCUGAAGAAGAAGAAAUAGAGAAAAUCCGAGAGGGAAUGAAAGAUAUCCAGAAAAAAUGGCAUCAUAACGCGAGGGUUAAAACGUCGAAAAAAUUUAAAAAGCUGGAAGAACAAGAACGAGAAGUGAUUCUGAAGCUGUUGAGAAAAGAAGGCGUGGAAAUUGAAGAAAUUGGAUUCAAAACUGAUAAUCCAGUUGUGGAUAGAGAGUUGGAGACGGCUGUGUUGAAAGUUUUGAAUUCGAACCUUGCACUAGAAUUCCAAACAAUUCUCCGAAAAGCCGAAGCGAAUGCUUAUUCGUAUUAUAUCGACCCGAAAAGUUCAGUGGACGUUGAGACUAUGAUCAUGACUGCGAUCACCGAGAAGUUGCGAGCGGUUUAUAGUGAUUUUAAAAACAAGAAUCUGUACAAAGAAACGUCUAGUCUGUAUAUCGAUCUUUCUGAUGACGAGGAAUAUGUGCCAGAAACCAAUCAAAACGACGUCGAAAUGAAAUCCUCUCAGGAUACAGAAGACGAUGACAAUGAUGGAUUUUCUACGACAGUAAUCAGUGACGACACUUCGAGCGAAUCUUCCACCCCAAUUCGAUCGGCAUCACUUCAAUCAGUGCUCUCCGAUGAGCCAGAUGAGCCAAGUCCACCCCCCGCUAAAGACGAAAUUAUCACCGCCUACUACAGUAUCACCGAUGUUCUAGAUACUAAAACAUUGAAAUUGCCUAUGAAUCGAAAGAAAACUGACACAUUCUGCGCGUUUUGUAUCACUUUUCACUCGAAUUCCAAUCAUUUGUGUUUAGUUUUGAAUGAUGCCGAGGCGUUCGUUGUGAAGGAGGUUAAUAUGUCGUUUUUCAAGAAGGAAACAGCUGGAAAAUUUGAUAUGAAUAUGUUGAAUAAGUUGAAGAAGUUUAUUGAAGAACAGAUUGAUUCAUGGAAACAGAAACAGCCGAGUGGAGAGAGAAUUGUGGAGGAGAAAACGGUAGGGAAGUGGUUGAAACCAUACUUGCACAAGCGGGCCUUGUGCGGGCCUUGA
Molecule: messenger RNA, 2226 nt
Organism: Caenorhabditis remanei
Lineage: Eukaryota; Metazoa; Nematoda; Chromadorea; Rhabditida; Rhabditidae
Exons: 17
Coding region: 1-2226 (741 amino acids)
Source: RefSeq, a predicted model, not a curated record